Exophiala mesophila is the source of this 3891-nucleotide messenger RNA. RefSeq lists its product as uncharacterized. Gene Ontology annotation, molecular function: mRNA binding. The coding region runs from base 59 to 3700 and encodes 1213 amino acids. NCBI's taxonomy places the organism in Eukaryota, Fungi, Ascomycota, Eurotiomycetes, Chaetothyriales, Herpotrichiellaceae. The transcript has 2 exons. Gene Ontology annotation, cellular component: catalytic step 2 spliceosome; U2 snRNP; U2-type prespliceosome. The record is from RefSeq and is a predicted model, not a curated record. Gene Ontology annotation, biological process: spliceosomal complex assembly.
AUCCAUAUCAAAUCGUGCGCAUUUCCCACAAAGUCAGGCGCUGCGAUAGACAGAGGCCAUGUCGGACGCCGACUUUGACACCAUUCGCCGGCUGCAGGCAGAGCGCAACGCUCAGUCCGCCGCCAACAAAGGUUCAAAGACCUUUGAUCCAUCAACUCAACGCACUGACUCAUCCACCAAGGUCUCUUUGACUGAAUCCUCCGACACCGAUCUCUACGACCGAUCCUCCACAGACAGAUUUGCCGGUUACCAUACCUCUCUACCAGCCGAUGGCGAGGAUGACGACUUGCCAGAUUCCAGCGAGAGCAGGCGGCUUGUCGGCCAAUACACUGCCACAAAGGAUCAGAUUAACGAGUUCGCACGCGGCAACGGCGUUGAAGAAGAAGACAUCUUGCUUGGCCGCGAGAAGUCGGCAAGAAUUGCUGAUCGAGAAUCUGACUACCAAAAGCGAAGAUUCGACCGUGGACCUCUGACCCCGACGCGAGCCGAUCCUUUUGCUGCCAACAAACAUGCUGCCAUCACCGAUGGCGCUACAUACCGAGAAGUCAUGCAACUCCAAGACAUUGAGCGGGAAGAAGCUCGUGUGAAUAAACUGAUUGCCGACAAGCAGGCCAACGGUGACACCACCGUCGUCUCCCAUCAACCCUCUCUCAAGGAAGAGGCAGACAAAGAGAAUGCCGAGGCCGGAUCAACGCUCGAAGCAACUGGUCGGAAACGCAAAAAGAGAUGGGAUGUUGCUAGUGACGCUGCCCCUACUAGUGAAGCUCCUGAUACUAAGAAACGAUCACGAUGGGAUCAAGCUCCUGCUCCCGACGCCGCCCCCUCCACCUCCAAACGCUCACGAUGGGAUCAGACUCCUGCCUUGGGCUCAGCAACCCCCCUCGGCAAUGCUGGUCUUGCAACUCCAAUGCAUCCCUCCCAGCUAGGGUUUGGGACCGACAUCGCCAGGGGCAGCUCUUCCUGGUCAGAUGAGGAGCUAGACCUCUUACUUCCCACUGAAGGUUACACCAUCCUUGAACCACCUCCCGGCUAUGAACCUGUCCGUGCCAUUGCCAGAAAGGCCAUUGCCAAUCAAACUGCUGCGAGCGCCUCGUCUGCCAUUGGUGGCUUCAUGAUGCAGGAGCCUGAAAACCCAAGAAUGAUGGGCAAACAGCUCCCUACUGACAUUCCGGGGGUUGGAGAUCUUCAAUUCUUCAAAGCCGAAGACAUGGCAUACUUUGGCAAACUCGUUGACGGUUCUGACGAGAACACAAUGUCGGUCGACGACCUGAAGGAGCGGAAAAUCAUGCGCCUCCUUCUCAAAGUUAAGAAUGGAACUCCGCCAAUGCGCAAAACUGCACUCCGACAGCUGACUGAUAAUGCUCGACAAUUUGGUGCUGGCCCGUUAUUCAAUCAGAUUCUACCGCUCCUCAUGGAGAAAACCCUCGAGGAUCAAGAGAGACAUUUACUCGUCAAAGUUAUUGAUCGAGUACUCUACAAACUCGACGACUUGAUCCGGCCAUAUGUGCAUAAGAUUCUCGUUGUCAUCGAACCUUUACUCAUUGACCAGGACUACUAUGCGCGAGUCGAAGGACGUGAAAUCAUUUCGAAUCUGGCCAAAGCCGCUGGCCUCGCCCACAUGAUUAGCACAAUGAGACCCGAUAUCGACCAUGUCGACGAGUAUGUACGCAACACCACCGCGAGAGCUUUUGCGGUUGUGGCAUCAGCUCUAGGCAUUCCUGCCCUUUUACCCUUUCUCCGCGCAGUCUGUAGGAGCAAAAAGUCCUGGCAGGCGCGACAUACUGGCGUCAAGAUUGUCCAACAGAUCCCCAUCUUGAUGGGUUGUGCUGUCCUUCCACAUCUGAAAGGCUUGGUCGAUUGUAUUGCAGACAAUUUGAGCGACGAGCAGGCUAAGGUGAGAACCGUGACAUCAUUGGCCAUUGCUGCUCUCGCAGAAGCCGCGAACCCUUACGGCAUCGAGAGCUUCGAUGACAUCCUCAACCCACUGUGGACCGGUGCACGCAAGCAGCGAGGCAAAGGUCUGGCCGGCUUUCUCAAGGCCGUCGGGUACAUCAUCCCACUCAUGGACGAAGAAUAUGCAAAUUAUUACACCAGUCAAAUUAUGGAGAUUCUAUUGCGGGAAUUCGCUUCGCCAGAUGAAGAGAUGAAGAAGGUGGUUCUGAAAGUCGUCUCUCAGUGUGCCAGUACCGACGGAGUGACAGCCGGAUAUCUGAAAGAGCAUGUCCUCAACGACUUCUUCAAGAGCUUCUGGGUUCGACGUAUGGCUCUCGAUAAGAGAAAUUACCGACAGGUCGUCGAGACCACGGUUGACCUAGGGCAGAAAGUGGGUGUCAGCGAGAUUGUCGAGCGAAUUGUCAACAACCUCAAAGAUGAAAGCGAGGCUUACCGGAAGAUGACAGUCGAGACCAUUGAAAAGGUGGUUGCCUCGCUUGGAGCAGCCGACAUUGGUGAGCGACUUGAAGAGCGUCUCGUGGAUGGCAUCCUGCAUGCGUUCCAGGAACAGAGCAUUGAGGAUAUUGUCAUGCUCAAUGGCUUUGGCACAGUGGUCAAUGCUCUCGGCACUCGCUGCAAACCUUACCUCCCACAAAUUGUCAGCACCAUUCUUUGGCGGCUCAACAACAAAUCUGCAACCGUUCGUCAACAAGCGGCCGACCUGAUCUCGCGAAUUGCCAUGAUUAUGAAGCAGUGUGGCGAGGACGCACUGAUGGGUAAGCUCGGUGUAGUGCUCUAUGAAUACUUGGGUGAAGAGUACCCCGAAGUCCUGGGCUCUAUUCUGGGGGCAUUGAGGUCAAUUGUGACGGUGGUGGGAAUCAAUCAGAUGCAGCCGCCAAUCAAGGACCUUCUGCCUAGGCUGACCCCAAUUCUUCGCAAUCGACAUGAAAAGGUUCAGGAGAACACCAUCGAUCUAGUCGGUCGUAUCGCCGAUCGCGGUCCCGAGUCAGUCAAUGCUCGCGAAUGGAUGCGCAUCUGUUUUGAACUGCUUGACAUGUUGAAGGCGCAUAAGAAGGGUAUCAGGCGAGCGGCCAACAACACAUUUGGUUUCAUCGCCAAGGCGAUCGGACCUCAGGACGUCCUGGCGACUCUCCUCAACAAUCUCCGAGUGCAGGAAAGACAGUCUCGAGUAUGUACCGCCGUUGCGAUUGGAAUUGUUGCCGAGACUUGCGCGCCUUUCACAGUCCUGCCGGCUUUGAUGAACGAGUAUCGCGUUCCUGAGCUCAAUGUACAGAAUGGAGUACUCAAAUCGCUCUCAUUCCUUUUCGAGUACAUUGGGGAGAUGGCCAAAGACUACGUCUACGCGGUGACACCUCUCCUGGAAGAUGCGCUCAUUGACCGAGACCAAGUCCAUCGACAAACCGCCGCCAGUGUUGUCAAGCACGUAGCCCUGGGUGUCGUUGGCCUGGGCUGUGAGGACGCAAUGGUACAUCUACUCAACCUGCUGUACCCCAAUCUCUUCGAAACGAGUCCUCACGUCAUUGACCGAAUCAUCGAGGCGAUUGAGGCGAUCCGAAUGGCUGUGGGAACGGGCAUCGUGAUGAAUUACGUGUGGGCUGGUCUUUUCCAUCCAGCAAGGAAAGUCAGGACCCCGUAUUGGAGAUUGUACAAUGAUGCCUACGUCCAUUCAGCUGACAGCAUGGUGCCUUACUAUCCGAACAUGAAGGAGGAGGGGCUACCCCGAGACGAACUGUUCAUCAUGUUGUAAUUUAUAUCCAAGGAAGCGCGAGGGCACGACUAUGGGCUAAGUACGGCUAGGUUCGGGUGGCUAUAGGCUUUGUAGGAGUAGAGCACUGAAAAGCAGCAAGCUUAAGGAAAGACUUUGGAAGAUUCUGCCGCGACUAACGAGUGAUCAUACCUUGUGGUCAAACAAUCAUCGAUUGAUGAAGAUUAUGUGCC